AUGAAUGACAAAUUACCAACAGAAACGAUGAUCCAGAUUUUCUCAGAGGUCGCUGAGAAAGCUGGUUUGCGAAAAAUUUGGAAGCUGCGUUGCAUAUCACACGAAAUAAAACUCAUCAUUGAGACGGUUGUAUUUGAUAAAUUCCGUAAUAUAGAAUGGCAAAUUGCUGGAUGGUCCUUUGAUGGCGACAAAACAUUAGAAUGGGGAUGCACUGAUCUCAACGUACGAAUUCUUGCACCCAAUGCCAAUGAUUGUUGCGCACGAAUUCGGCCAAUCACAAAACCACAUUGGUCUCUUCGCUACAAUUGGUAUGAAUUUUGGCUUCGUGUAAAAGGACAAGCUCAAAAUAGAUGGUAUGAUUUGAGCGAGAGAAUUGAACAAUGUAAGAUGAACAAUGGUUCAGGUGGCGAAAAAUGGUUUGGUAAUGUGAAAAUUGUGUAUCAUCGUAUUUAUAUUUAUGGACAAGAAUCAUGUCAAUAUAUUUCCGAAUUCAAGAUUGAUUUAAGAAUAUUGUUUGCGCUAAUUGAAGAUUGA
This is a messenger RNA of Ambispora gerdemannii, 534 nucleotides long. NCBI's taxonomy places the organism in Eukaryota, Fungi, Glomeromycota, Glomeromycetes, Archaeosporales, Ambisporaceae. The record is from the annotation of a GenBank genome assembly.